GAGGAAAGCGAGUUCUCUUCAAAAGAAUCGAGAAGAAAGCGCGACGCCAUUGUUGCUCCAGUAGACCAAUAUGCCAAAGUCUAAGCGCAACCGAGCAGACAGGAUAUUGUUUGCAGUUCAUGUUCUUCAGUACUUCAGUGGCGAUUUGGUGUUGUGAAAAUUGCAGUUACAUUGUCGAAGGCGAAAAAGAAGGGGAGAGAACAUAAAGAAUCGAUAGUGAAUACAAUGAGACAGGCUGCUGAGAGUUACAAUUCUGCAUAUGUAUUCUCUUUUGAGAAUAUGAGGAACCUGAAAUUCAAAGAGUUCAGAGAGCAAUUGAAAUCAAGCAGCAGGUUCUUCCUUGGGUCGAAUAAAGUCAUGCAGAUUGCUUUGGGUCGAUCUGUUAGUGAUGAGGUCAGACCAGGCAUCCAUAAAGUUUCUAAGCUUCUGCAUGGUAAUGCUGGUCUGUUAUUUACCAAUUUGUCGAAAGAAGAGGUUGAAAGGUUAUUUAAUGCGUACGAAGAAUAUGACUUUGCAAGGACAGGAAGCACUGUGACAGAACAGGUAGAGCUUAAGGAAGGUCCUCUGGAACAGUUUACUCAUGAGAUGGAGCCCUUCUUGAGGAAGCAAGGGAUGCCUGUUCGGCUGAACAAAGGUGUCGUGGAGCUUGUUUCGGAUUUCAGUGUGUGUGAAGAGGGAAAGCCUUUGUCACCUGAGGCAGCUCGCAUACUGCGUUUGUUGGGAAUCAAGAUGGCCACCUUCCGCCUUCACUUAAUUUGCAGAUGGAGUCCGGAGGAUUUUGAACUUUACAUAGAUCGGCCAGAUGAAUCAGAUGUUGAAUCCACAUGAAGAAUAUGGUAAAUUAUAUGCUGAAGCGCCUUAUAAAAUAUUUACUGGUGGUCUACUCAUGUCUUGUAGUGACAAGUAUAGCAGUGUCUGUGGUUCCUGCCAAAAAGGUACCUCAAGUCUAAAUGUUAUGACUUAGCAAAUAUAACCGUGCAGUUUUGUUGUCUGUUUUAUCCAUGAUAUUAGCUCUAGAGUGGAAUCCGAUUUUGGCAUGGUUGCUUUAACUUUGUGGCUACUUGUUUUCUUUCUAAAAAAUAUUUUUCAGCUCCCAAAAGUAGUGUCAUUACUCA
Molecule: messenger RNA, 1115 nt
Organism: Tripterygium wilfordii
Lineage: Eukaryota; Viridiplantae; Streptophyta; Magnoliopsida; Celastrales; Celastraceae
Product: mRNA turnover protein 4 homolog
Exons: 8
Coding region: 226-828 (200 amino acids)
Biological process (GO): ribosomal large subunit biogenesis; nuclear-transcribed mRNA catabolic process; ribosomal large subunit assembly
Cellular component (GO): preribosome, large subunit precursor; nucleolus
Molecular function (GO): RNA binding
Source: RefSeq, a predicted model, not a curated record